Messenger RNA from Aethina tumida (small hive beetle), 4774 nucleotides. Its product is annotated as oxysterol-binding protein-related protein 3-like. Bases 18 to 3080 code for a protein of 1020 amino acids. The transcript has 12 exons. NCBI's taxonomy places the organism in Eukaryota, Metazoa, Arthropoda, Insecta, Coleoptera, Nitidulidae. The record is from RefSeq and is a predicted model, not a curated record. Gene Ontology annotation, cellular component: perinuclear endoplasmic reticulum; intracellular membrane-bounded organelle; plasma membrane. Gene Ontology annotation, molecular function: cholesterol binding.
CGUAGCUAUCAAAUUUAAUGUCGGUGAUUUCAUUUUUUUUCUCGCGCUUAAAAAUUGUCCGUAAAUUAAGAUUAUGUAAAAUUUCACACGUAAAGGAUAUCUUUCAAUUUCCCAUCAAGUGGACCAUGGCCUUGGUCAGCGACAACAAGCGCAGCCCGCAGUUGAACAAGAUAAAGGUUAGGGUGGGCGGCGGCGGCAGCGGUGGCGGCGUGACGGCCAGCGAUUCAGACGCCAGCGUCGAGACGAACAGCCUGAGCGCUGACAGCGGGGCCGAUCAGACGACACAGACGGCGGUGCCCGGCGGCGGCGCUUCCGGCACCAGCACCGACAAGCCGCAACGGAAGAAGAAGGCACGACGCGGAUCCGAAUGGGAGAUCAUGGAGGGCCUCAAGGACGGGCAACGGUUCGAGAACAAGCCGGAUCCGUUCAAUGGUUAUUUGCACAAGAAGAGGAAGUGGCCGCUGAAGGGAUGGCAUAAGCGAUACUUUACAAUCGACAAAGGCAUCCUGGUAUACGGCAAAGGUCCGAACGAGAUUAACAAAGGCAAAAUACACGGCUCCCUCGACAUCGGCCUAUCCGUCAUUUCCACUAAGUCGAAGCGACGCCGCAUCGACAUUGACGCCGAAGAGUUCAUCUACCACCUCAAAGCCAAAACGGAAGAGGCUUUCGGCAGUUGGGUACAUCAACUGACCGCCCAUCGCCUCUAUCGUCAGCACAUUCUCACAUAUGGCACGAAUCUCAGCGCCCUGUUCAGUCCCGGAGAUGGACUCCACAGCAUUCCUAGGACACCGGAGAUGGUCAGUCGCGAUGGCAGUCUGACAAGAGGAUUGAAGGCACCCACGGUAACGGGAGGUCGUUUAAGCAUUUGGCUCCAGGAAUCGUUAGUCAGUUUGGAGCAACAUCAACGCGAUGCCACGGCAAUCGAACAGACAAUCACAAAAAUGACGAGGCUGUUGCAACAGAUCGAGGCUAGCACCAUUGCACUUAACGAGAGUGCAAACGAGGCGUUAUCGCCGUGCGUGAAAAAGGACAGGAGGAAGUUUGGAUUGAAAAAGAAAAAGUCGUCGAAGGGCGGCAGCGUCGAUCUAACGAUACAAUUUAGCACUAACAAGUCCUCAACCGGCACUGAUACCGAUAAUACGUCUCCCCUUUCGGCAAAUUCAUUUUCUGGUCUGUCCACCUCGCCCCAACAACUUAACUCCAUAAAUUCGACUACGUUACCGGUGCCAGCAAAUGCCACAAUUCCCACUCCGGAUAGUCUUAGCAAUGUUGAUGUAAUUUCCCUUUCGACUGAAAACCAAUUACGAGAAGACUUCAUUAAUAUAGCAAAAACUGCACUGGGUAGUUUGAAAACGCUGUUAUUCAGCCUAAGCACAGAAAGAGAACGUCUCAAAGCCGCCGUUGAAGCCGAAGUACCAGCCACUGCAGCCAGUCAGAGCGUGGUCAAUUUGAAAAACUACCUGAACCUCGUGCUCCAGCAGAAUACCGAAUUGAAAGGCCGUCUGUUAACGAUACACGAGGCCAGCGAUGUAACCGACCUGUCCUCCUUGGAACAACUGUCCGAGAACCACCGGCCCUAUAACGCUUCCCUAAGCUAUAGUUCAUCGUGCGUGAGCGCGACCGAAUUUUUCGACGCAGAAGACCUGCCCGCUGAGAAGAACAGCGCUGCGGACAAAAGUGGCACUAACGCCGCAAGUGCACCUCAAUCGGCGCGGCGUCAACAGCAACAGCGACUCGAUUACGGCGGUGAUUCCCAGGACCAGGCGGCCACGCCCAUCGGUGGAAUUGGCGGUGAGAAGGAGGUCCAGGACGAGGAGUCGGAAGUUAGGACACGUUCUGAAAGUAGUUCGGAGGCUGGUUCUCUGUCCAGUGGUGAGGGCAGCAUCAGUUCUGAAUCGGAGUUGGGCGCCGAGCUCAUGCCGCCAAGUAAUCUGGAGUUCGGGAAUCAGGGGCUGACGGGUCGCAGGACAGUUCUUCCCGCGCCUCGUCCGUUGACGGAAGGACUGUCUUUGUGGAACUUGUUGAGUCGCAACAUCGGCAAGGACCUGUCGCAAAUCAGCAUGCCGGUGGCGCUAAACGAACCUCUAAACGUGUUGCAGCGUCUCUGCGAGGAACUCGAAUAUUCUGAUUUGUUGGAUCGGGCAUCGGGCGUGGACGAUCCGUACGAGAGAAUGGUGGAGGUGGCGGCGUUUGCAGUUUCGUCGUACGCAAGCACGUUGACUAGAGCUGGAAAUAAGCCGUUCAAUCCCCUAUUAGGCGAGACCUACGAAUGCAUACGGGAGGAUAAAGGCUUCAGGUUUCUAGCGGAACAGGUAUCACACCAUCCGCCUGUAAGCGCAUGCCAUGCCGAAAGCACAAACUUCACUUUCUGGCAAGAUGCCCGUGUCAAAACGAAGUUCUGGGGCAAGAGCAUGGAGUUUCAACCGCUGGGCCGGGUACACGUCCUGCUACCUAAAACCGGUGACUUGUACUCUUGGAACAAAGUUACGACGUGCGUUCACAACUUGUUCAGCGGCCAACGCUGGGUUGAUCAGUACGGCGAACUGAAAAUCACCAAUGGCCGUAUCACGUGCAAGCUGACCUUCAAUAAGGCCAGCUAUUGGUCUGCCAAACGCCAUGAGGUGGUUGGAGCUGUUUUUGAUGAAAACGACCGUCCCGUCAGACGACUUUUUGGAAAGUGGUCUGAAGCUUUGUAUUGUGGAGUGGCGCCAUCUGCCCGAUGCAUUUGGAGAGCAGGAAACUUGCCAUCAGCACACGAACGUUACUACGGAUUCACAAGGUUUGCCAUUGAACUGAACGAGCUCGGCCCAGACCAGCAUCUGCUGCCGCCCACCGACACGCGCUUCCGGCCGGACCAGCGAGCUCUGGAAGAGGGCGACCUCACCACCGCGGAAAAUCUGAAACUGCAGUUGGAAGGGGCGCAGCGCGAGAGGCGGAAGCGACGCGAGGAACUGCGUUUGCCGUACGAGCCCAGGUGGUUCAGUAAUCCACGCGACGACACCUGGGAAUAUAACGGUAAAUAUUGGGAGACACGUCGCAAUCCCGGAUUUGACAAGUUACAGUUCGAGUCAUUGUGGUGAGUCGUGUCGCCCUUAAAGUGUGUGCACGUGUAUACCGUACGUUCCGCCAGGUGCGCACCGCCGCGGACAUGGGUAAGUCAGGUGGAGGAUAUUGCUUCGGGAGAUGGAGUUCGGUUCGAUGCAGUGGUUUUGAAAUUAGAAGUGCAAUAAACACUAUGGCCGAUGGUCUUGUGGAUGAAAUAUGAAAGAUAUUCUUUAUAUAGUAUGUAGGUAGCCUUAGAGAAACAAUCUCUAUUUUUCCCAUGCAUAAACUGGAUGAAAAAUGCAAGGCAGUAGUGUAAAAAUAAUACAAAUUAUGUUAAAAAAGACAAUCAAAAUCGAAGACGUGGAAUGUUUGAAAAUUUUGUGAUUAAACCUCCAACUCCAAAGCUCGACCUAAGAAGGCUUUUGCCUUCGCUUUAACUGUCCCCCAUAUUUUUUUCCCAGUUUAUAAAUGUAUUUUAUUUGUAUUUUUUAAUUGUAAAUUAAAAGUAAAUAAAUAUAAGUGAUCAAUUAACUCGAAUUCCUUGUCAAAUGCCAUGCUUUUUACGUAUAUAACGGUUAUACAGAAAAGUUGAAUAGACUCAUACAAUAAUUUUUUUUGUAUAUUUGACUAUAAUACAUAACUAUGUGAGGCUUUUUAUAUUGUUUAUAUAUCUUUGCUUUUCGAUUAUCCUCCAAGUCAAUUAAAACCAGUGCAACAGAGAGUUAAUAUAUUGGCUCAUUAUUGUCCCAAUAUAUUAGUCACUGUUUAGUCAAUUCAAAUUUAAAGGAUAAUCGAAUAUCAAAGGGUUCAACGGCUGUAAAAGCAUUGCGGCCUAGCCAAAACACCAAUCAUUUUUUACCUUAAUCAAUUUAUGCAGGUUCCUUUUUAAUAAUAAAUAAUAUAAAAUGACUCGCCAAUUUAGCAAUAAUUGUUACGUUGUGAUCCACAACUCUCUCUCGAAUAAGCUAUUCGCCUCCUAAUAAUGUUAAUACAACAAGGUAGCCUAAAAAUACGGUUAUGGAAUUAAUAAUUAAUCAGAAAAUUGUAUUUGGUGAUUGUACUAAUACGAAAGGCCAUAGCGAGUCAGAGUUGAGAACACAACGAAAUUAUAAAUUUCAAAAAUAUAAUAACCAUCUAUACCCUAUGAUAAGGUAGCGUUAGAAUUGUGGCAUUUUAGUUAGAUAGAAAAAAUAAAAGAUCUAUUUGAAAAUUUUCGAUAUGUACUGUUAACUACUUGAAUGAAGAAAAUCCACUUUAUAUCUAGUCACUAAUUGUUUAAAUAAAUUUUUAAAAAAACUUGUAUUGUUAUUGUUGUAUUUUAAUAUUUAUUUUUAUGUUAAAUAAAUUCAGCUUCUCAGAUCAUUAUUAAAGUGUCUUUUUAGAACCUAAACAGUGAGUAUAUUAUCUGUAAAAUUGAACACUGCAAAUUUCUUUUGAUGCAUAUUACAUUAAAAUGUCUAGAAUAUUUUUUAAAUAAUAGUAAUAUCAUAAAUACAAUUUGCAGUGUACCAGUUUCCUGUUUAGGAUCAUAUUUUUAAGGUUUCUAGAACAAAUUAGCCUGAAAAGUCAAUGAUAAAUGACAAUAAACUAUUGCUAUCUAUAAUGCCAAUUAUUGGAUUGCUUUUUUAUUAAUCAUUACUCCUAUCAUUUGAAUAUUGUGUUUUGUAUCUUUUUUUAUUGUAAAAGGCUCUUUAAAAAGGUGAAGGUUAAAUAAAAGUAUUUAAAGUUA